CAAACAUUUAAAUAUCGCGGGUUAAUGGUCCAGCCAAUAGGAAUCAAAGUUCUAGGAUUGGUUGGUUGGUUGCCUAUCUAUGGUUUUAUGCGCUUCCACCAGAGUUCGCUUUCUACCUCUUCAGGGUUUUCUAUUCUAAGACAAUUAUCGUCUUUAUAAUCUGUGAUUAUCGUAGAGUGAAGUAAAUCAAUGCAACUAUAGUUGUAAGACUAGAAAUAAUACCAUAUUAUUUAUUAUUAUAAUAUAUUAUGUAUAUGUAUUAUUUCUAUGACCAUGUACCAUGGAUUAGAUUCUAAUCAUUAGAACCUUCUUUAUCUCAGGAUUAGAGUAGUAGUGGUAGUUUUUUUAUAAUCUAUGCUACUUAGUUACUGCAGUAACUCCAUAGAUUAGAUAAAGUAAAGUAGGUAACUGAGUCUCAGAAGAGAUUCAACAGGUAGAAACGAGUCGUUCGAGUUUUAGUGUUGUAUAACCUGUAGUGAAGAACUUUCAAACAAUAUGUCUCUAAAUCAACUACCAAAGGGGGCAAACCAAUUGGUAAUAGACUGGUGGAAUACCAGUGGCCCCAUAGGGCUACUUCACAAGAUGAACACCGUACGAGUGCCCUUCGUCAAAGAUGGCAUGGUAAACGCCGGCAUUUUGACAGCAGAUGACAGCUGUCAAACUGAAAUAGUCAACGUACUAGAUGUGGGAUGCGGGGGUGGCAUCCUGUCAGAGCCUCUCUCGAAACUAUCGUGCAAAAUCAAGUUAACCGGGCUCGAUUAUAAAGCAAAUUUAAUCGAGGUGGCGCAGGAGCACGCAAAUCAACAAGGCCUCGACAUCGCAUACGUCACGUCGACGAUCGAGGAUUACGCGUCACGUCACGCAGGCGAGUAUGACGUCAUCGUGGCGUCGGAGGUCAUAGAGCACGUUCCGAGUAAAGAUGAGUUUUUGGCUGCCUGUUUGAAGUGUUUAAAGCCGAACGGUUCGAUUUUUGUGACCACGAUCAGUCAGUCGAAGUUGGCGAAUUUCGUCGCCAUUUUUAUGUACGAGAAUCUUGGUUUGAUUCCCAAGGGAACGCAUCAGAUCGAGAAACUCAUCACACCUGCAGAUUUGGGUAAUAUGUUGAAAAAUUUAAAUUGCGACACAAAAAAUACACAGGGAUAUUUUUACAACCUUUUAACUGGCAGAUGGAAUACCACAACUAAUACAGAUAUAUUCUAUUGUUUACAUGCUAUUAAGAAGCAAAAUUAAAUAUAUU
Molecule: messenger RNA, 1237 nt
Organism: Brassicogethes aeneus
Lineage: Eukaryota; Metazoa; Arthropoda; Insecta; Coleoptera; Nitidulidae
Source: the annotation of a GenBank genome assembly